Messenger RNA from Chanos chanos (milkfish), 597 nucleotides. RefSeq names its product synaptobrevin homolog YKT6-like. The transcript is spliced from 7 exons. Gene Ontology annotation, cellular component: Golgi apparatus. Gene Ontology annotation, biological process: endoplasmic reticulum to Golgi vesicle-mediated transport. Gene Ontology annotation, molecular function: SNAP receptor activity. Lineage: Eukaryota; Metazoa; Chordata; Actinopteri; Gonorynchiformes; Chanidae. Bases 1 to 597 code for a protein of 198 amino acids. The record is from RefSeq and is a predicted model, not a curated record.
AUGAAGCUCUUCAGCCUUAGCGUGCUUUAUAAAGGACCGACCAAAGCCCAUUUACUUAAAGCAGCCUACGAGUUGUCAUCCGUUGGCUAUUUUCAAAGGUCCAGUGUCCAGGAGGUCAUGACGUUUACUUGCGGUUUGAUAGUCGAGCGCUCUCCACCGGGCUGUCGCUGUUCAGUCCAAGAACAAGAGUACAUGUGUCAUGUUUAUAUACGAGAUGACUGUCUCAGUGCAGUGGCCAUCACUGAUACCGAGUACCCUCAGAGAGUGUGCUUCAGUCUACUCGACAAGGUGCUGGAUGAAUUCUCCAGACAGGUCGAUGACAGAGACUGGCCCACUGGUUCUCCAGAGACCAUUCGCUUCACACGACUGGAGGAAUACCUCAUCAAAUACCAAAAUCCUAGGGAGGUAGAUGCAUUAACCAAAGUGCAGGCGGAGGUUGACGAGACAAAGAUCAUUUUGCAUAACACUAUGGAGUCGUUGUUGCAGAGAGGGGAGAAGCUCGAUGAUCUGGUGGCCAAGUCUGAGGAGCUGGGACAAAGUUCUAAAGCAUUUUAUAAAACUGCUCGUAAGCAGAACCGUUGCUGUAAGAUGAUGUGA